Molecule: messenger RNA, 834 nt
Organism: Boeremia exigua
Lineage: Eukaryota; Fungi; Ascomycota; Dothideomycetes; Pleosporales; Didymellaceae
Exons: 1
Coding region: 1-834 (277 amino acids)
Source: RefSeq, a predicted model, not a curated record
AUGCAGCAGCGCUACGGUAUUCCGGCCGAAGACACUUACGGUGACGAGCUCCGGGCUCGCAUUGCGAAUGGCUGGCGCGUUCUGGAGCAACUCCGAAAUAUCUCGCGCAAAAUCCACAGGUCGAGCGCGUCGGACGCUGGUAAAUUUGGCAGCAAUCUCGACAUACGACGGAUCUACCCCUCACACAAACUCGAAGCCAGUCGCCAAGUGGAAGAUGUGAUCCUUGAACAACGACUGGCGUUCAUCAAUUCAAUGCCCAUCCAGAACGCCAAGGACUACAAGCUCAUGUUCAUGCUUCUCUCUUCUGCAUUCCGAACAUCCAUAUCGAACAUUGGCGAGGACCACAAGCCUUGGGUGUUUGACUGGGGCAGUGGACUCGACGGGCAAAGGCUGCUCCGCAAGGGAAGCUCUUGGCUGGCAUGGUUCGUGCUGGCCGAGGGUCCGGAUCUCUUCUGGAAGCAGUGGUGGACGUUGCCGACCGACUCGUCGAGUACAAAACACUACAUUCGCGAUCGAGCCAUCAACGCCUGGACGGGGACUCCACAGAAGCUGGCCGACCAUCGACGGGAGCACGCAAGAAGAAUCCAGGAAGCAAUCAACAACAAGGCGAACGUGGCAACAGAUUUCGUUUCGGUCAACCCGAUAGUGUACUUUACGCAAUACGCGGAGUGUCGACUGUCGAGGUGGAAGUCUGGGAUAUUACCUGUGGAGGAAACACUGUCUCAUGUUCCUUUUCAUAUCGAGUUUCGCUGUCCGGACGAGUUGGUACAGCAGUACCAGUUACUUUUACAAAAGGGAGCUACACAGACAAAUCACACCUUGGCGAGACCCUGA